Musa acuminata AAA Group (dessert banana) is the source of this 694-nucleotide messenger RNA. Its product is annotated as cypmaclein-like. The transcript is spliced from 2 exons. The coding region runs from base 118 to 453 and encodes 111 amino acids. The record is from RefSeq and is a predicted model, not a curated record. NCBI's taxonomy places the organism in Eukaryota, Viridiplantae, Streptophyta, Magnoliopsida, Zingiberales, Musaceae.
CCAUCUCACACGGAAGAGCUCCUUCCUGGUACCUGCUUCCUGCUUCGUCGUCCUCUAUAAAUUCUCAGAGCAGCCACCACUCUUCGCAUCGAUCGAUCGAUCUCGAUCUCCUCUUCCAUGGCUCCCUCCACGCCCGUCGUCGCCGGCCUUCUACUCUUCCUGCUCGGGGUCUGCCUCGUCGAUUCGCGCUCCGUCUACGACCAUCAUCACCAUUCGGUUGUGGCCAACGGAAGAUGGCUUCUCCAGGCGGCGCCGGCCGUCACCAUCGACUGCGGGGCGAAGUGCUCGGUGCGCUGCAGCAAGUCGUGGAAGCGGAAGAUGUGCAACAAGUUGUGCGGGGUUUGCUGCAGCAAGUGCAACUGCGUGCCGCCGGGCACGUCGGCGGAGACACGCGCCAUGUGCCCCUGCUACGCCACCAUGACCAACCCUCACGGCAAGCUCAAGUGCCCGUAGAAUGCAUCCGUGGGUGGCGCCAUUCGUCUUUGUGCGGUUGCUGGUUGCGCUUCUCCACUGUGGUUCGUCUCCCUUCUUCCUUUGUGAUCCCUCUGCUGUGACUCGAUGCAGUUGAUGGUGUGAUCUUAGAGGCAUCAGAUGGUGGUAGCUGCCUGAGAGCAGAUGGAGGGGGUUCCAUGGAGUGUGUCUGUAGUAUGCAACAGAGCAAAGUUGGAAUAAACCAUUUGGAGCUAGUGGGUCC